Naegleria fowleri is the source of this 966-nucleotide messenger RNA. RefSeq lists its product as uncharacterized. Lineage: Eukaryota; Heterolobosea; Eutetramitea; Acrasida; Naegleriidae. The record is from RefSeq and is a predicted model, not a curated record. The transcript has a single exon. The coding region runs from base 1 to 966 and encodes 321 amino acids.
AUGUCCUCCUCCAACAUUUCAAUCAUACAAAGAAGCUUGCACCACUGUAACUCUUCUCCUUGUUUAACGACUAAAGGUGCCACCACUUCACGUAUUUUGUCUUCUUAUGCCUCUCCCAAUCCUCCCCAACAACUACCAUCAUCUCCCUAUCAUCAUUUGUCAAACAAGCAAAUCAUCAUUCCCAAACCUGUAAAGGUGCUAAAUGUUUCCACUCCAAAACAUUCUUUAUCAACACGAAGCAGCAGCGGUGAUCAUCAAGACAAUUCAUCUCCUUCCACUUCUUGCCAUCCAAAAACAGCCUCUCCAUCCAAGCCUGCUUCUCCACGAGGAGGCCUAGAUUCUCACUCCCCGCAAUUCUCGACAGGAACACCAGAACGACUUGCCAACGAGGAAUUGAUCAAGAUUCUCUCAAGAAAUUCAUCAUCUGCAGCCUCUACUGCCAAUCCUGCGCAAGUGCAGAUCAAUGAAGAAGGCAAGGUGAACCCAAGCAGUUCAUCCAUGACACCCAAACACCAAACUUCGAGACCCUCUGCUUCUCCUUUCUCUCCUCAUACGCUAUUGCACGACACUCCAUCUAGAACAUAUUCGCCACCCACUAUCGAACUGGAAAUUAAUGAAUCAAUUUUCAAUGAAAAUCACCUCGACGAUGACGAUUAUGACGAUGUGUUUCCUUACAGCGAUGAAAACUCGAACAGCAUUCCUAGUACUUUUGGUUAUGACGACGCAGAUUUCCACACAAUGCGUUCAAGUAGCCACGAUCACAGAAAGAAACGUAAUUUUGUUACCCAAGAGGACAUUUCUUUCUUGAUCGAGCUUCGAACAAGACCAAUCGAAAAGUAUCAUCUGUCAUAUGAUGAUCUCGACAUGGCAGAACCUCAUCACGAAGGUCACAAAUUUGCUGGUGCUGAGCUUGGAUUGUUGAACUUCUCUCCUCCAACUACUUGCAAUAGUAUUCUUAACUUCUAA